This is a messenger RNA of Cydia amplana, 1733 nucleotides long. Its product is annotated as pickpocket protein 28-like. The transcript is spliced from 14 exons. Gene Ontology annotation, biological process: sodium ion transmembrane transport. Bases 20 to 1726 code for a protein of 568 amino acids. Gene Ontology annotation, molecular function: ligand-gated sodium channel activity. The record is from RefSeq and is a predicted model, not a curated record. Gene Ontology annotation, cellular component: plasma membrane. NCBI's taxonomy places the organism in Eukaryota, Metazoa, Arthropoda, Insecta, Lepidoptera, Tortricidae.
UGAGCAGUUGUGUCCAGAGAUGGAAGAGGAAGAGGGAGUACCCGGGGAGUUCGGGAAGGUGUGCGUCAGGAAGCAAAGGAGGAAGAGACAGAAGCUCCUCAUCACAGAACUGUUCUUCGACUUCGCGAAGAACACCACGCUCCACGGCCUGCGGUACAUCACCGAAGUCGGGCUUACAGUUGCAGAGAAAGUGUUUUGGGUCCUAACGUUCGUGGCCAGUUUAGUAAUGUGCUUUAUCCUGAUCGAACGAGUUUGGCACAAAUGGUGGUACAGCCCUGUCAUCGUGUCGUUCAACGAGAUGAUGAUUCCUGUCGGAGAAGUACCAUUCCCGUCUAUUACAAUAUGUCCGCAGUGGAAAUGUAAAACGUCGGCUUAUAGGUACACGGAAAAGUUUGUAAAGCAUGGAAAAAGGCGCAAAAACAAUAACAAUAAUAACGAUAGAGAGACUUUAUUUUCAUCAGCGAUUAAUGAAGAGGAAGAAAGAAUAUUGCUCGAAGAUGCUUUCCUGGUGUGUGAAAACUUUUACAGAUACUUGACGCCUCGAAAUAAAUCGAAUGAAUCGCUUGUAAAUAAUAUAAUACACAUGGCACCAGAUGUUAACGAAGUGAUGUUUUCCUGUACCUGGAGAGGUCAGACGGUGACAUGUGGGGAGUACUUCAAAGAAGUUCUCACCAGCCAAGGCGUGUGCUUUAACUUUAACGCUUUAUCUUAUGACGACAUUUUCAAAAUCAAAAGCAUUCAAAACGAAUACAUAUAUCUAAAUGCGUCAACUCCGGCAAAUAAAUGGAAUAUUAUGUCUGGAUAUUCGAGUCCAACUUCUAAAAGAAAAAAGAAGAAGACAAAAGGAAGAAGAGCAAAAACAGAAGAUGAUUCAGAAGAAUACCCACGGCGUGGCCAGGAAAAUGGUGCGCGACCGGAUCUCGAACUAAUACUCGUUGAAAACCCGACGGAUGUCGACGAAUCUUGCAACAGUCUAUCUAAUGGCUGGAAAAUCUAUCUCCAGCACCCAGCUGAUAUGCCCCAGGCCUCGCUGUACUACUACGCAGCCAUCCCUGAUCAAGUCACCUCUUUGGCUCUCAAAUUCAGUAUCCUCAAUACGUCGGAAAGUUUGAUGAACUACAAAUCUGAACAGCGGCAGUGCUACUUCCCUAAGGACCGCAAGCUCCAGUACUUCGCAACGUACACACCGGACAAUUGCCGACUAGAGUGCUUGUCUCUUUACACCUACAAGCGAUGCGGAUGCGUGUGGUAUCACAUGCCGCAUCAUAACAGUUCAGAAAUAUGCACAGCGCAACAAAGACGGUGCGUUGAAAAGGCGCAAGAUGAGUUAGCAUCAAAUAAACUGAAGCAGAGCAAAUGUAAUUGUUUGCCAUCAUGCGACAGCGUUCAUUACGAUGCGGAAAUACUUAAAACAAACUUUGAUAUCAAAAAACAUAUUAAAGCUAUGAAUAAGAAAUAUGAUUAUACUAUAUCAGACAAUUACAAUUAUUCACGUUUGGAAAUUUACUUCAAAGAGCCCCGAUUUGUGUCAAUGCGACGUUCAGAGCUGUUCGGAUUGACGGACUUCCUGGCCAACUGCGGCGGGUUGCUGGGCCUAUUCCUCGGAUUCUCCUUCCUCAGCCUCGUUGAGAUCUUCUACUUCUGUACUCUCAGAUUAUGGUGUACCCUGAAAAAGGACAUCAAAAUUGAAAAGAGGAAGUUGAAGGAAAGCAUGUAUAAGAAAUAGUUUUUUU